Molecule: messenger RNA, 5681 nt
Organism: Leptopilina heterotoma
Lineage: Eukaryota; Metazoa; Arthropoda; Insecta; Hymenoptera; Figitidae
Gene: Rbp
Product: RIMS-binding protein 2
Exons: 18
Coding region: 681-5432 (1583 amino acids)
Biological process (GO): neuromuscular synaptic transmission
Molecular function (GO): protein binding
Source: RefSeq, a predicted model, not a curated record
GUCAUUCCAAGCAGUUUGAUACCAUCAUUGAACAUGUAUGCCGUUGGUGCUGUAUUUGCCAGUCUGUGGAAAAUUAUUUUUCGCCCCUCUCUGUCUGGUAAUGGCAAAGCGACGAAUUGUCUGAAAACUCACUUGAAAUUGGCAAACUUGAUCUUCGAUAGUCGAAAGAAAUUGAGUGGAGAAGAAGAAGAAGAAAAAGAAAAAGAAAUUUGUACUUGAAUGAUCAUAAAAAAGGAAUAAAGGAAAUUGUUAAUCGGCUCAUUGUCGUCUUGGGCCGAAUUGAAAAGAUGCACAUCGAAAUCGAUUGCAGAGAUGAGAAACAAUCUUUUUCAGCCCUAUUAUGUGUGUGUAUAUAUGAAACUGAAAAACGAAGGGUGUACUCCAAUCAGCCUUGAGCAAUGCCGGGACUGAGAGAGAGUGGGCGCGCAGGAGGGUGUUCUCCGUUGGAGAAUAGAUUCGCGCCAGAAGCGUCGUACGUUCAUUGAUAAGCGUACGACCUACGGCUAAAAUACAUGACGUCAUCUCGUCCUCCAGAAACAUUACAGCGACUGCGCUGCGCUAUAUUUUCGCACUCAAUAUACAUGUAUAUAGGUAUAGAACUUUGGUCGAACGGAAUGGAUUUUUAAAGACAAGUGAAAAUCAGAACAGUAAGAUGGAGGCAGGAUUAAAAAAAAAGGCAAAUGCGAGAGGCUGAAGCUCGCAGGGCCGAUUUGGAGAGACAGCAUGCGGAGGCACAAAAUCAGUUGCGGGAAAAGCUAGCAGGACGUUAUCAGGGCCCAGAAUCAGUGGAGGCACUGCAGUCGAAAAUUAGAGAACUAGAGAAAAAAACUGAAUUGCAAAUGGUGAAACAUGAAGAAUUAUCUCUAGAAUUAACAAGUCUGAGGCGAGCUCGAAGUAGAGGACCAACUGCUGGCCAGUCAAUACCCACCUCGUGGCCACCUGCCGGAUCCGAAAUUGAUAGAAUCAUGGCGAGAAUAGAACAAGACAGUAGUGGCAGAAUUCUUCACGAUCUCGAUCAUAUGAGAGGCGUGACUACGCAACAACCAUCGGUCUCUCAAAGUUUACUUCGAUCCAGCGCAGAAAAUCUUUCAAAUCUCGGUCAACAACAUCAACAUCCACCUCAUCCACAUGCACUUAGUCUCGGUAUUCCUUCUCAUUCACAAGUUACUCACUACGCAGGUUCACCAAUGCCAUUAACCCCCAUGAUGCCCGGAUGUCCGCCAUUAACACCAAAUGGACCUCCAUAUCAUUAUAGUGAACCAAUUCCACCGGCACCAUCAUUAUCGACAAGUCAAUCGCAACCAGCCUUUCAUCAAAAGAUGACACAAUAUCAACAGCAUCCGCAACAUGUUGACAUGCCAAGUUCUCAUUCUCAAACAGCUCUGCCAUCGCAAAAGCAACAACAAACGCACACACAUUUUUCGAGUAAUCAAUAUCAAGAGAGUUAUCCCCAUACGCAAACUUAUCAACAGCCACAUCAACAACAACAACAGCAGCAACAGCCUCAACAACAUCAACUUCCGGCUUCGACGACUUAUCUGUCGUCCGGCAGAGAUACUGUCUUACCCCAUUACACACAGCCUAGUCAAAGUACACAGAAUUAUCAAUUAAACGGGACUCAACAGCAGACAACGACUUAUCCGAAUUUACCAAUGGGAGCCCAUCCAAAUGGAACUUACAGUUCUGUUGCAACCAACUAUGGAACUCAAUUAGGACAUCAUAACUAUUCAGUACCUCCUACGACGUUGCCAUCUUUACAAUCAACUUAUCAUCCUACAACAUCUUAUCACUCGACACUGGGUGUUCUCACUAGUGCUCCACAAACGGUACUUCCUUACACUACCGUUCAAAGCACCUAUUCAAUGACAGGAUCCACAUACUCCACUGUUGGGACCAACGCUUACGGUGCGUCAGGAGUUAGUUCAGGAUCAUCAUCCGGCGGCUUAUUGCAAGCUAUCGGCGAUCCGCUUCACGCAAUGCAACAACUUUCUGCUCAAUCACAAGCAAAUCAACUUCAACAGCAAGCAAUAAUUCAUCAAAUUAAACAGAGUUUACGAUCAACAUCACCGACAGUUGCUGGAACAGCGAGUCAUCAUUAUCUUGGCCAAAGGCAAAUGCCCAAAAUUCCAACCAGCAUUCUCACGAAUCCUCUCGAUAGAUUGGCAAAUGAGCCAAUUGUAGCCGAGGGACAAGUCGAUAUGUUGGAUAUACCGGGAAAAGGGAGAUGCUACGUUUACAUUGCGAGGUUUACUUACGAGCCAUUUCAGCAUUCACCCAAUGAAAAUCCAGAAGCUGAACUUCCAGUUCAAGGUGGUGAUUAUCUUUUGGUUUGGAGUCAACCAGAUGACGAUGGUUUCCUCGACGCUGAAACUUUAGACGGCCGAAGGGGUCUUGUGCCGGCAAAUUUUGUACAGAAACUUGUCGGCGAUGAUUUACUUGAAUUUCAUCAGGCUGUUCUUGGAUUGAGGGACGUUGAUGAUUCAGUUUCCACUAAUAUUCCACAGUGUUAUUUGCAGGAUAUUGAUCUCGAAUUAGCAGCUCUUGAGGAAGGCAACCGCAGUCGUCAAGCUGAACUAUCGGCUUACGCUGAACUUGACAAUAUUGCCGAGGAAGAUGAACAAGAACCUCCAGAAGUCUACCUGUUUUCGGACCUAGUUCCGGCGCCUCAACAUCUCACACUCGAGCGUCAACUAAACAAGAGUGUUCUAAUUGGCUGGACGGCACCGGAAAAUCCACAUCAAUUGGAAUCGUACCAUGUCUACGUGGAUGGUGUACUCAAAGUCACGGUGAAGGCCACUGAGAGGACCAGGGCACUCGUUGAAGGAGUCGACUCAACCAGGCCUCAUAGAAUAAGUGUUCGCUCGGUGACACAUUCACGAAGAACAUCUAGGGAUGCUGCGUGCACAAUGGUGAUUGGAAAGGAUGUGGCAAUGGGUCCGACUGCUGUGAAGGCAUCGAAUGUGACAGCAACGAGUGCUGUGAUUUCAUGGCUGCCGAGUAACAGUAAUCAUCAACAUGUCGUUUGCGUUAAUAAUGUUGAGGUGAGAACCGUGAAACCGGGAGUUUAUCGUCACACCAUCACUGGUUUAGCGCCAUCGACAAUUUAUCGAGUCACCGUCAAAGCAAAGAAUCUCAGAGCCACACAUUUUGAGGAUCAAAACGCUCAGCAUGCCAAUAAUCAGGCCUGCCACGUUCAUUUUAAAACUUUGCCCAAAGGACUUCCGGAUCCUCCGGUCGAUAUCCAGGUGGAGGCUGGACCGCAGGACGGCACUUUGCUAGUGACCUGGCAGCCUGUUGCCCUAAACGGUUCGGCCGUCACCGGUUACGCGGUUUACGCCGACGGGAAGAAGGUCACUGAUGUUGACAGUCCUACUGGUGACCACGCUCUCGUUGACAUUCACAAAUUAAUGGGCUUAAAUCCAAAACACAUUACGGUCAGAACCAAAAGUCGAGAGAGCCAGUCGGGCGAUAGUUGCGCAACUGCAAUUCCAUGCAGUGUAUUGCGUGGUGGGCCUGCUCAUCUUCAGCAUGCACCUCAUAUGAUGGAUCAAACGCAACAGCAACCGGGAGUCACAAUAGACGAUCCGCAUAGAAUGGUGGGAAUCGCUCAACGUUAUCCAAAUUCACAAAUUCCACCCCACAUGAGAAGGCACAACACGAGGGUGGACGCUCAUGGACAGGUCAUCAUUGAAACUGAUGAAAAUCUCUCCGACAAGGAAAUUUAUCCUGGACAAAGUAUUUCACAAAUGGGAAUUCCGGAAAUUACAAAAGACUCGGCUAGUGAGAAUUAUAGUGAAGAGGACGAUCCAACAAGAAGGGGUAGAGGAAUGGUGCAAGGACAACGCUACGGUUAUCGCGGCGAUCCUUAUGCACCGAGAACACCAGAAGUUCAUCGAUCAACUAAAACAGCUUCAACAAUGAGAUCGCAAGAUCCAUAUUACGAUCAGACAGUUGCGAGUCAAAGGGGAAGAGGACAGAUGCAUCGGGGAAGAGGAGCACAAGCUCAAGGUGUGUCUCAUCAUCAACCUGGUGGCGCUCAACAAGCCAAUAUGAGGACAAGAUGGUUUAUUGCUCUCUACGAUUAUGAUCCAACUACCAUGUCACCCAAUCCUGACGCUUGCGAAGAGGAAUUGCGAUUUAAUGAGGGCGAUAGUAUUAAGGUUAUUGGCGAGAAGGAUCCAGACGGUUUCUACUGGGGCGAGUGUCGCGGAAGACGAGGAUUUGUACCGCACAAUAUGGUCGAGGAAAUGAAGGAUCAAAAUCAAGGUGGACAGGUUCAAGGUCAGCAAGGAAGAAGAGGACAAGUACCCGGCGACAGAUGGGGCGACAUUUAUUCGAAUGUGACGUCCAAGAGAAUGAUCGCUCUUUACGAUUACGAUCCUCAGGAGUUGUCGCCCAAUGUCGACGCCGAACAAGUAGAACUGUCAUUUCAAACUGGAAAUGAAAUUAUUGUUUAUGGAGACAUGGAUCCCGAUGGUUUUUACAUGGGUGAAUUGAAUGGAGUUCGUGGUCUUGUACCAAGUAACUUUUUGACAGAGGCUUGUAAUCAAACUCCAGGGCCGCAAGGCCAAGGGAGCAGAAGACCUCCAGGCCAAGGCCAAGGGCCUGGUGCAAGAGGUCCUCCUCCUCCCCCACGAGAACCCCCACCUCCAGGUCAUCGACGUAAUAAAGAUGCCUGCAUUGUGCCUGUGUCUGUCCCUGUCUGUCACUUAGACUCUAGACAACUACAACAACAACCACUAAUGAACAACCAACAACAUCAACUACAAUAUCAACAAAACAAUCCACCGCAUCUAGCGUACCAACAAGCGAAUCACCACAGCUACACGACUGUAACCACGUCAAAUCAACAUGGACCCAUGGGUGUACAUAAUGCCCAUCAGCAAGGUACCAUGCCACCCCAUCUUCAACAACAGGGGAGGGGGAGAGGCGUGGGCAAUCGGGUCGUUGGUAGUAACAUGCCGGGUGGUCUUCAGGGUUCGCCGCAUCUCCAGCAACAACAGGUUCAGCCGGGAAAUCAACCCUAUCAACAGCAAAUGCAACAGAAUCAACAGAAUCAGGGCUAUCAGCAACAGCAACCGCAAGGCUACCAGCAGCAAGGCUUUGGUCAACAGAAUCCACAAUUUCAACAACAGCAACAGCAGCAGCAACAAAAACAGCAACAAUACCAACAAAAUCAAGGCCCAUCGUUACAGGGUCCUCAGGGUCAAAAUAAACCAAUUCGUGGAAUUCCCGCUGUUAUACCAACUGCGCAAUCGACGCAACAAUUGCCACAGCAACAACAAUCGCAACAACAACAACAGCAACAACAACAAGCCGCCGGACCGAAUCUCAUGCAAAAAUUCACCGAAAUGGCAGGAGCAAGCGCUGGCGGUGAUAUUCUCUCGAAAGGAAAAGAACUCAUCUUUAUGAAAUUCGGUUUAGGCAAGUGAGUCUUUGUCUGGAUUUUAUUUCCAAAAAAUGUGUUGUCUCUCUGUUUCUUGAGUUUGGAGUAAGAGAAAAAAAAAAUUAUUACCAAAAAAAAUAAUCGUUUUCGAAGGUCCAUCGGUAUGUGACCGAAAAACGAAUUUCACAUAUCUCGUUCCUGGACAAUGUAUAGACGAAGAGAGGAGACUGUAUAGACUAUAAAAAAAUAAAAUUAUUAUACAUAUAUAAAUAUAUAUUAUAAAAAAAGAAAAUUA